Molecule: messenger RNA, 548 nt
Organism: Papaver somniferum (opium poppy)
Lineage: Eukaryota; Viridiplantae; Streptophyta; Magnoliopsida; Ranunculales; Papaveraceae
Exons: 2
Coding region: 49-408 (119 amino acids)
Source: RefSeq, a predicted model, not a curated record
GAAAUCAAACCACUAAAUAUUUCAAUCAAAUUAAUAGGAGUUAAUACCAUGGAAAAAACUUCUUCUUUAGUGUUUGGCGUCCUUUUUUUUAUGUUGGUGGUUCUCCAAAUCGUUUAUGUCAGUGGCAUAGAUCUUCCAGAAGGUGUUGGACAAUGUGAUGCCAAACAGCAGGUAGAUAUCGGAAGCAUGUCGUCCUGUGCUGCAUGUGAGGCUGCUUGCAGGAGCGCAUCAUUUACUUCAAUAUGCAUAACUGAUUCCACCAACACAGGUGCAUUGGCCUGCAAAUGUUGCUUACCAGAUCAUUUGAAACCUAUCCGCAAAAGUGCCGCAGCAACAACAACGACGUCCCUUCCGUUCCUUUCCUUCUCCUUGUUUUUGGGUUUCAUGGUGAACAGGUUAAUUAACUAGUUUAAUUGGCCAUCUCUGGCCAUCAUUUGUUGGUUGAACGAAUAAAAAGAAAAACAAUUGACACUACAGCUCGGGUUCAAACCAUGUUGAUGUACUAUGUUGUUAUUUAAACGUAUACUAUGUUGUGCAUGUUAUCCUAA